Messenger RNA from Coregonus sp. 'balchen', 21978 nucleotides. Lineage: Eukaryota; Metazoa; Chordata; Actinopteri; Salmoniformes; Salmonidae. The record is from the annotation of a GenBank genome assembly.
AGAAGCCAUUUUCAUCAGAAAGUACCCAGUUGAGUAACAAGAGAAAAACAAAAGGACAGUGCCCAGGAGGAGUUGGUAUAUUCAGUAACAUUGAGGGUCUGUCUUCACAUACCAACCCUCAAGUUGCUGUGAUAAUGUUUUCCUUCUCGACGACGUUCCAGCCACAGGUAAAGCGGUUGGCACUCACAGUGAGUAGCUAACAUAGCUAGCUACUACUGUUGUUAACGUUAGCUGACUGAUAUAACCUAGUUACGUUAGCUAGCUGCUAGAAAGUGCUAGCAGCUAGCUAAAUUAGCUAGAUAUAAGCGACAACACAUGCAGUUAACUUUAGCUGUUUAAGUAAUGUAUUUAAGUUAGCUAGCCCUAAGUCUAAGUUUCUAGUUAUCUUAUCAAGCUUAUUUAGUUAGCUAGCCUGGUGGACCAGGCUAUAAUGCUAAAAAUGAGGUACAAGUUAGCAUUAGCUAGCUGUCACCGGCUGGUCCACCGCACCAGACGGUUAGCUAGUUAGCCACCAACUUCAGGACUUCAGCAUGUGCUAGUUGUCUCUUCGUAGCUAGCUAACUAGCCAGUUAACUAACUACUGUAGUUACCAACUAGCGUAGUGAGCCUACUAACGACGACGUUAAAUUUGCUAGCUAGCGUGCAUUUUGACAAUUGUAAAUACAGUUAAUUUUAAGCUACAGUAUUUUGUUAACUAACGUUAGCUUGUAAUAUACGUUUUUAGUUAGCCAACUAGCUGACUAACGUUAAUUGGUUAUGCCAUAGUAUAUCAGUGAAUCGCAUAAUCCAGCUAUUGCGGUAAAAGCUUGAUUUACACCUGCCUGUGAAUGACAAUACUGAUGUCAUAACCGUCCCCUCUGUCAAUGGUAUGAGAAUGGUUGCUUAAAACUUUUAACAUAGGAUAAAUUAAUAUCCCCAGAUGUCAAAACAGGUCAGUCGGUUAACGUUAUAGGGAAGCUACUGACUAGUAGUACAUAUAUGCAUAGCCUACAACUUGGCAGCUCUCCACACCAGUACUGUUGUUUAUCAGAACAAUAUGCCAACACAAGUCAUGUAUGUCUCAUGCAUUUCCAAUGUCUCCAUCUCUCGGGCCUCUGUCUCCUAGGUAACAAGUCAACUCAUUGGCCAACUCAUCAAUGCCCUCCAUUCCCUGAAGAAUUCAGCCAGCUCCACGGCCACAGCUUCUGUCCAGGGUCUGCACAAAGAUGUCACACCAGAGCAGGACCCCCUGCGCACAGAUGUAAGAUAAGGGAAAAACUAAGCGGAUGUGGCUGACGGCCAAACCAAUAUUUUAUUUUCAAAUUAGGUUAAGGUUAGGGGUUUGGUUAGGCUUAAGGUAAGGGUCAGUUAUAUAUUUUGGCUAGUCAGGCUAUCAAUGGUAUGCUGGUUAGAAAAGUCCCCUUAGUCUCUCCCAUAAGAUAAGCCUACUUCAUGGCAAUCGUAGGUGGUAACCAGGUAUAUGGGAUUCCUCUUGUUAUAGCCUCUGCCUAUUUCUGGUGAAACACUGUUGCAGUUCUCCCUCUGACAAGAGAAGCCUCUCAAUUUACACAAGCUGUGUCAACCUUCGUGCUUAACUACACAACUAGUCCGACCCCAUCCACUAUCCUCAGGAGCCCCCGUUCAACUUUGGACUGACUGACGUGUAACAUACAUCAAAUGUUGUAGUUUUUUUACUCCUGGGGUGUAAUCAUUAGUCUUAAAAGAGUUUCUAUGGGACAAAUUCGGGUAGGUCCCUCUCCGUUUUGUUCCUUUUGCUACCGUUUAAGAAACGUUUUGCAACAGAAUCGGCAUAAUGAAUAUGCCCCUGGUGUGUGUAGUGCCACCAGCUCUUACGGGCGAGGCAUAGCUCCCCAAGCGAACGCGUCUAUGUUGUGGUUACAAAUAAGUAAUGUGUCAGACAUUCACUAAACAUAUCAAUAUCAUGUGACAUGAACACUGAGGAUAAGUUACAACAACAUUGCAGAUAUUUGUCACUCACAGCUCCAAUGUGUUAUUAUUGUUCAUCAAAUGGCUAGAGAUCAUCAUGGCCACUGGAGUCAAACAUAUUUGCAGAUGUUUGGCCUCGUACAGGAUAAUGAAAGUUAUCUGUUGUAACUCGGCCUGAGGAAAUUACAUUUCCCUUACAAAUGCAGCAGCACAUCAUUUCAAAGCCUGGCUUGCAUAGGUGGCGACACUCACACGUCACUGCUAGACCACAACCUUGUAUAUUAAUAGCAUGGAACAACAUAUACAUAACUAACUCUCAAACUCUAGGCGGCAUUCUGCCUUACAGUUUUCAGCCAUUAGCUUCGCCCACGACUGGCUCACGUGAACUACAAUCCCGAUGCUUUGUUUUAACGUUUAGAAACGUCAGUAAUCAUCGCUUGCAAUAUGGCUUUUAAAGCAUAUGGCCCUUAUCUUUCAUCAGCGAGAAAGAAUCCUUCAAAUAAAAAAGAUACACUUACUGUAGUAGUUUUGCACAGAUCCAUACAGCUAUGGAUGCCUCCAUCCAACAAAACUAAAUUUCUGCUACACUUCCCGAGUUACACUCACACACUGGUGUUUGGAGCAUGCUAGAUAGCAAAUUAGCACAGGUAGUCGCCUCUUGUCUUCUGUCUGUUUUCCAUAAACAAGCGCUGUAACAUGGAAGUGUGGGAACACUAACCCUAUCAAGGUAUGUAUCAAUUUACCUUUUGUUUUUUGAAAAUUAUUUCUCGCUGAUAUAUGCUUACAAAACCGUACCGGAAGCGACCCGUGUUAAUGUUGAGAUUGAACAUUGGGCCUCUUAACAAAACUCCCCUGUACAGAAGACGCCUUUGUCCAAUGGCUCUUAUGUGUAAUGUAAUGAAACUGAGUCAUGAUCAAGGGCUAAUACAUAACAUAAUACUCAAUGCUGGGGACCUAUCUCGUGUUUUCACUUGGAUGAGUGCCAACAUAUGUGCUAUUUCAGCCUCUUAGGACAUUGGUCAAGGAGCCCCAUUUCAGUUCAUAGGGUUCAACUUAGCCUUGAUCAGCCAGAUCUGGGUCCCGGCUAGCUAACGCUAGCUCAUUAUUACAGUUGUCCUUCACACUGACUUCCUGUCCCCACAGCCCACUGUGAACCUGAGGGACCUGGGUUUGUCAGACCUGAGGGUGGGUCAGUUGGAUGAGCUGCUGAACAGGUUACUGCCCUCACUGGGCUCGGAGGACGGCCCAGCCGCCUCAAGAUGGAGGACGUCCCAUGUCUCCACAGAAUCUUUCUUCCUCAACAAACAUGGUGAGGUUUAUGUUGUUGGGUGUACACUGAGUAUACAAAACAUUAAGAACACUUGCUCUUUCUGUGACAGACUGACCAGGUGAAUCCAGGUGAAAGCUAUGAUCCCUUAUUAAUGUCACUUGCAAAGUCCACUUCAAUCACUGUAGAUCAAGGGGAGGAGACAUAUUUAAAGAAGGAUUUUUAAGCCCUGAGACAAUUGAGUCAUGGAUUGUGUGUGUGUGCAAUUCAGAGGGUGAAUGGGCAAGACAAAAUAUUUAAGUGCCUUUGAACGGGGCAUGGUAGUAGGUGCCAGGCACACAGGUUUUGGUGAAGAACUGCAAAGCUGCUGGGUUUUUCACACUCAACAGUUUCCCAGUGUAUCAAGAAUGGUCCACCACCCAAAGGACAUUCAGCCAACUUGACACAACUGUGGGAAGCAUUGGAGUCAACAUGGGCCAGCAUCCCUGUGGAACGCUUACAACACCUUUUAGAGUCCAUGCCUCUACGGCUGUUCUGAGGGCAAAGGGUGCGGUGCAACUCAAUAUUAGGAUGCUGUUCCUAAUGUUUGGUAUACUCUGUAUAUAUUUGCUGUAAAAUUAUAACAAGCACAGUCGUUAGCACUCGUGUAUUUGUGGUAGUCUUAUGUUGACCUUUGUAUUCAUUUCCAUAGGUUUCUCAAGCAGAAAGUUGGGUGUUUUUGGCUCGCCAAUGUUCCACAGACCAAACCAGAGUCCUCUACAAGUCGUCUGUUCAGAGCUCCAAUACUGGCCUGGUAAGGAACCAUACCUGUGGUCCUCAUCUUUGGAAUGUACCCAGCAACCCUCAUGUGAAGAUAGUUGAUUAUUUUACCAUGCUGAAUUGCCUGUCAUAAAUGGUAGUUCUAACCAGGGAGGUAUGCAAAGCUUAAAAGUUGUCCUGUCAUAUAGGCCAUUGUCAUAGUGUAUCUUAUGAGUAGUAGUGUUGCACGGUAUACUGAAACUUUGGUAAUUUUUUGAUACUAGAACAUUGGGGGGGUCAAGAUGGCCGAUAUUCAAUAUCAUGACAUUUGAAAAUGUUGAUGACAAAAUUUCCCAGAGACAGCCUUGUAUGCCUCAAUUUUAAAAUCAAACAAUACAUUUUACUUUGGUAAAAACAAUCUCACAAUACUGAACACAAAUAUAAAUGCAACAUGCACAAAUUUCAAAGGUUUUACUGAGUUACAGUUCAUAGAAGGAAAUCAGGCAAUUGAAAUAAAUUCAUUCAUUAGGCCCUAAUCUAUGGAUUUCACAUGACUGGGCAGGGUCCUGAGGCUGGUUGAACGUACUGCCAAAUUCUCUAAAAUGACAUUGGAGGCAGCUUAUGGUAGAGAAAUGAACAUUAAAUUCACUGGCAAUAGCGCUUGGACAUUCCUGAAGUCAGCAUGCCAAUUGCACUCUCCCUCAACUUGAGACAUCUGUGGCAUUGUGUUGUGUGACAAAACUGCACAUUUUAGAGUGGCCUUUUAUUGUCCCCAGCACAAGGUGCACCUGUGUAAUGAUCAUGCUGUUUAAUCAGCUUCUUGAUAUGCCACACCUGUCAGAUGGAUGGAUUAUUUUGGCAAAGGAGAAAUGCUCACUAACAGGGAUGUAAAGAAAUGUGCGCACAGUAUUUUAGAGAAAUAAGCUUUUUGUGCGUAUGGAACAUUUCUGGGAUAUUUUAUUUCAGCUCAUGAAACAUGGGACCAACACUUUACAUGUUGCGUUUUAUAUUUUUGUUCAGUAUACAUAACAAUGGUACUUUUAUUUGAAUGGUAAAUCUCUUGAUAAACUGUGUAAAUUAAGAUGGCAUAGGCCUUUUCACAAUAAAGGUGAAUGCAUAUUCUAUAGGAGUGUCUGCAUGCAUUAAGUUAAUAAUCUUGUUUUGGCUGGUCAGUGGAGUCUAUGGUGCCACAGAUGACAAUCUGUUUGCCUUCCAUUUGGGACAUAUAUUAGCCUACUGAUCAACAUUUCCAUAGAAGCUCGUUGCCAUCUGAUGUCUUAGCACCAUGUUCAUCUAGCCAGCUAGCUAGCAUAGUAGCUAAUAUAGCUGGCUAGCGAACACCACAGAUGAAAGGGUUAGUUACCGUAAUCUUUGCUAACAGGUCACAUAGCUAUCUGCUUAGCUAGCUAGCUUAUUGCAUGCAUGUUGACACAAGCCUUAUUAGUGAAUUAAUAUUUGCAACAGGAGUAAGAAUUUGGUCACAGUGUCAAUUCAUCCAUUUCUCAAUACUGCACCUUUCUGUUGGAGAAUGAGCUAGCUUGCUGCUGAUUUUCUCAGCUAGACAUUCCUCCGCAUUAUGCAGUGCUCGUGGCUCAGGUGGUGAGUGGCGGCUGGUGGCAGCAGUUCUCCUAUGUGGAGGGACUUUCGGCAAAGCCGAUGGAGAAGGGCCGAUAGACUAGAAAAGGCCAAUAUCGUCCCGACCAGUGGCGGCUCCUGAAAAAAUUCUCAGGGGGGGCAAUUUUUCUGAUGAUUUAGGUGACCUACACACAUUAAAAAAAAGAUAUGUCCAGCAACAACAUGAAGACAGGGGCAGCAUAUAAGUCAAUACUGAUAUACACAUUACUUGCUUCAAAAAGGCCUCAUGGUUGAAUUGGAAAUAUGUGCACCUGAGCAUAAUUCACAACAAGCAAGCAGGAGCUUUUGAUAGAGGCUACUGAAAACAUUGAUGCAAGUUAUUGGUAAAAUACAUUUUUAUAGACUUCCGUAUUCUGCCCUCUUGUAUAGAUUUGUGAAAAUGAACAGUGAUAGACAUUUUGCCUGAAAACAGAAUUCGAAAAUAAUUUAUAGAAAAGGUAAACACAGCUAUCUGUAUGGCUUUGUAAAAAUGAACAACCAUAUUCUGGCCAAUUGUAUAGAUUUGUAAAUAUGAACAACCAUAUUCUGGCCAAUUGUAUAGAUUUGUAAAAAUGAACAUGAACAGAUUUUUUUUUUUUUUUUUAACUUUAAAAAAAAUGAAAAAUAACUAUUUUAAACAACAUCAACUGUGAACUGAUUUGGGCGUGUGUGUGUUAAAGAGACAGACAGGGAGGGACAAAGAGAGAGAGAGGCUACAUUACUUGUACUGAAACUGUUCUAGCUUGCUGCAUGAUCAAAUUCAGCUGAUGCGCAUAGCAAUGCACGUAAUGGGCAUUCUUGAAAUGCUCACGCACCUUUUGCUGCACACCAGCCUUCUCUCACCUCACACUGGCUCCAUCGUAAGCUUGCGCAAUGAGUUUGACUUUCUUGUCGUCGGCAAAAAGACCGUUCAGUCUCUCCAAAAGCACACUGGCGAUUGAGACUGAGGUUGAUUCCGAGAUGGGAAGGAACUCAAAAAAGCGCUCCUGCACUUUGUGGUUGCUAUCUAUGUACCUCAGCACAAGCACCAGCUGUGUCUGUGUAGAAACGUCCGUGGUCUCGUCAGCUUGGAUAGCUACGAAGUUCGCCGACUUCACCUCCUCCACAAUAUGUUCCCUCAUGACCGCUAGCAUACACUCCAGUAGCUCGUUUUGAAUGGUCUUUGAUGUGCCCUUGAAAACUUUAGCAUUUUUAAGAUGGUCAUCAAACACCUCAUCUAAUUGUGCCACAAAGUUGACAAGUCCAAGAAAAAUACCAGGGUUGGUGGAGCCCUCAGUUUCAUCUUUGCCUCGCAAAGCUAGCCAUCUUGACAGUUGUACGUGAAUUGAUUGACGCUGCUACCCGCUCUUUUCUUAGUUAUGUUCAUGGUUACUUAUGUUACGUAUGACGAAAGCGCGUAAGUGCAAGCACUCCUGGAACCCAUAGAGAUUGUAUUGAAAGCUCUGAUAUUUGAAAAAAAAAAUAUUUUACAUGAUAGUCUAUGAGAGACUCCUGGGCGAUUUUCAACCUGACUGAAAUCGCCCCAAAAGGGGCGGGGCCAUUUGAAGCACAACUUUAGCCUGAUUGGACAUUUAGUGGCAGAUCAGACGUCUAGAUUAGAACACUGAAAACUACUGUUGCUGUGAUAUAAUUGAUUAGAAAAAAAAUCCCUUCCUUUUCCCGUUUGGCAGUGCGUCGCCCAUAUCGCCCUAAUGAACACACCGCCCCUGGUCCCGACAUAUCGGCUUAGCUGAUUAUAGGUCGUUCUCUAGUGCCUGCUCCACUUAGUCUGCACUGGGAGUCUGGGCUGCAUCAUGUUAACACUUAAAUAAUGAGAGAUGGCAUGUAGGAGUGUUAAAACUGUUAAUUACUGUUCUCAAAACAAUGUCCAUACAGGCUAAAACACUUUACAAUUCAGGAAGAUACAGGUAGCUUCCAGCUUUGGAGGCUAACUUUCCUUGCUAGUUUACAGCUAAAGCAAACAUCAAUUCACUAUCCUGGUACUUUGUUAGUGAUAAUCUGCAAACCAUAACGCAAAAUAUGCUGAUUUCAAAGCUGAUUGCAUUGCUACCAAAACUGAAUUCAUUUGCCGUCUCUCUCACGUCACUCCCAAAGAUUGUCUAUUGCCUCAGCGAACAGGGCUCCGACGGGCUGCCCCGCUCUUGCCUCGUGAAUGAUGUCAUUACUGGUUAAAGAGAGCGCACACUUUUAUAAAAUAAGCUAAUGAUUACCGUUAUGUAGUUUGGUGAAAACAGUCAAAUUGAUUGUAUUAUUGUAGAAUUGAUUCAUUAAUGCAUACAUGGCUGUCUCAAUGUAGAUGUAAAAUCAUUAUAUUGUAAUGAUAUUGAACUCAAAAGAUAUUCAAUGAUUGUAGUUGAGUUUCUGUUUGGAUUAAGUGCCAAUCUGUGACUUUGGCUAAUAUGUAUUCCCCCCCCCCGCGGUAUCGUUUUGGUAUCCGCAUCGAAGUAAAAAUUCUGGUAUCGUGACAACACUAAUGAGUAGGGCCCUGUGCUUUGCCUGGAUUAAAACGUUCUUAAUUUAAAGCUUUUUCAUCAAACUGUCCCCUUUUUAAAAAUGUCAGAUGGUCUAGCACUAUCCUCAGACAAUUGUUUUCAUUUUUGGUGUAAUUCAAAUUUUUGGGUAGGACUUACUCUUACUAUGUUACAUGAUUGCGCAAAACACAGGGCCCUACACUGUGAUGUUCUGGGGCAAACCACAUUCCAAGAUCCUGACCUAUCUCUCAUUGUGUUCCAGUUCGUUUUGCAUCGCCGGGUGCCUUGGGUGGGGUGGGCCCACCCGGGUGGGCCCACCCACCUGGCGCAUCGCCCACCCACCUGGGGCACCGGGCGAUGCGCCCCUCUCAAAGGUGAUCUUAUUUUCCCCCUGUGACAUAACAUAGUGAAAUUAAUAUUGUUGUAUUUGGUCUCCCUCUCACUCAGUAAGGGUCCAGAACCGAGGCUUCAAGACUCUGAGGAAGAGCAGACGUGUGGAGUCUGGUUACACGGGGCCGGCAGAACCAGAGGGCUACACCCCAACCUUCAUGAAGGUCAGCAAGUGUUACACUUUACAUAAGUCACAUAUCCAUUCUCCAAAUGCCCUCUUGGACAGAGAGUUUGGAAUGCACUCAAUUAACCUGUUUUCAACUUUACCGAACACACGAAAUGUUUGUUUCCCUACAACGUGAAGAUUGACUUGUACUGGGAUAUGUUAUAAAAUUGUAACACCGUUUUAGAGGGAGUUUCAUAGGCAAAACCCACUAUCUCUGUGGCAGUUGUCCUUGUUCUUUAUGGUGUAGUGGAGAUUUUUUCACACUUUUUUUGAGCUGGGCUCCCUCACGUGGAAAGGACAAUUUUAUGUCUUGUGACCAUUAACCCCAUUGUUUCAUAUUCAACCUCUUUCUUUUGUCCCCCCUCUCGCUCUCUCUCUCUCAUACUCACCUGCUGACAUGCAUACAUUAUGCUCUCUUUCCCACUCUCUCACCACACACACACACACACACACUGUCACAGGGCCUCCUCAUGAGACCAGACAAGGCCCCAGAGGCAGAGAGUCUAGACCAAGUGGUAAAGCUGAAGAACCUGCCAGGUGACCAACAAGAUGCUUUCAAGUCUGGCUUCACUGAGGGAUUCAUGAAGUCCCAGGCCUUCACUCAGAGGACACAAGGCACGUCGCACAACUCUCUUCAUACAUCACAUAAAAACAUUACUUCUUAGUCACUCAGCAUUAUGCCCUUCCUAGAGUGACUAACAGGAAGUACAUUUGGCAGUUUCUUUAAGGGGCAAUCCGAAGUUUAAACAAUAACAAAGCAGACACCCUGCCACUGUUUUUGGUAAACAGCUGAGGGAUGCGGCUGGAGUAAUGUAACUACUCUCAAAUUCAUAGACCGCUAUAGAUGCAAGGGCUGACCAUCCAUGACAUGAAAAUUAUAGCUUUAACCAUGUUUUGAGGUUAUAGAGGAUUUUUUACAAUUACAUUGUUUACAAACAAUGGAAUAAAACAAGCUUAUAUUUUAGGUUCUAAUGGAAUAAAACUGUUGAACUAAGCUCAUGGGGCAUUUAUAAGUUGUAUUCUUCAAGAAUUAAUGGGUACAUAUGAUUAUUUAAAGUAAAGAAUGUGAUGUAGCGAUCGCAGAUUUACCCUUUUUAAAGGAAGGUUUAUUAAUAUAUUUUAGUUAUUAUAAAAAAAGUUGGGGGGUAGAUCAGCUUUAAUAUUGCAGAUAUAUUGUAGCCUCCAUCAAUGUAAUUGUCUGCAUAAUUUCCAAUCCCCAAUAUUUUUUUUUGAAAAUAUACAGCUCUGGAAAAAAUUAAGAGACCACUGCAAAAUUAUCAGUUUCUCUGGUUUUACUAUUUAUAGGUAUGUGUUUGGGUAAAAUUAACUUUUUUUUAUUAUUCUAUAAACUACUGACAACAUUUCUCCCAAAUUCCAAAUAAAAAUAUUGUCAUUUAGAGCAUUUAUUUGCAGAAAAUGACAACUGGUCAAAAUAACAAAAAAGAUGCAGUGUUGUCAGACCUCGAAUAAUGCAAAGAAAAUAAGUUCAUGUUCAUUUUUAAACAACACAAUAGUAAUGUUUUAACUUAGGAAGAGUUCAGAAAUCUAUAUUUGGUGGAAUAACCCUGAUUUUCAAUCGUCUUGGCAUGCUCUCCACCAGUCCUGGGCUCGUCACCAGAUGUUGGGUGACUUUAUGCCACUCCUGGCGCAAAAAUUCAAGCAGCUCGGCUUUGUUUGAUGUCUUGUGACCAUCCAUCUUCCUCUUGAUCACAUUCCAGAAGUUUUCAAUGGGGUUCAGGUCUGGAGAUUGGGCUGGCCAUGACAGGGUCUUGAUCUGGUGGUCCUCCAUCCACACCUUGAUUGACUUGGCUGUGUGGCAUGGUGCAUUUUCCUGCUGGAAAAACCAUUCCUCAGAGUUGGGGAACAAUGUCAGAGCAAAAGGAAGCAAGUUUUCUUCCAGGACAACCUUGUACGUGGCUUGAUUCAUGUGUCCUUCACAAAGACAAAUCUGCCCGAUUCCAGCCUUGCUGAAGCACCCCCAGAUCAUCACCGAUCCUCCACCAAAUUUCACAGUGGGUGUGAGACACUGUGGCUUGUAGUCCUCUCCAGGUCUCCGUCUAACCAUUAGACGACCAGGUGUUUGGCAAAGCUGAAAAUUGGAGAAGAUGACCUUACUCCAGUCCUCUACGGUUCAAUCCUUAUGGUCUUUUGCAAACCUCAGCCUGGCUCUUCUUUGCUUCUCAUUGAUGAAGGGCUUUUUUCUAGCUUUGCACGACUUCAGCCCUGCCCCUAGGAACCUGUUUUCGAACCGUCCUCGCCGUGCACUUCACCCCAGCUGCCGUUUGCCAUUCUUUUUGUAGGUCACUUGAUGUCAUCCUACGGUUAUUGAGUGACAUUCGAUUGAGUAGGCGGUCAUCCCGGCCAGUAGAGUCGUUUUCGCCCUCUGCCGGUCUGUAGCUUUCUUGUCCCCAAUGUCUGCUGCUUGACCUUGUUCUUAUGAACUGCCGUCUUUGAAAUUUUAAGGACGGAAGCAACCUGAUGCUCACUGUAUCCCUCUGCCAGUAAAGCCAGAAUUGAACCCUUCUUUUCCUCACUCAACACUUUCCUUUUCAACUCUUUUGGCAUGGUCCAGAGUUAUUUUUUGAUUAAUAUUACUUUUGAGGUACUAUUAGCACUGUUUUUGCCAUCCAGCUGGUCCUAUUGCAAGAGGAUAGUGAUGACCACAGCAGUGGUUUUUAUACUUUUCCUCGUUAAAUAAGAUUUGGUUCAGGUGAUCACCUAAUCAGUACCUAAUUCAGUAGAAUGAGGUGUGCCUGUGUUGGAAUUCAACAGACACUGGAAUGGAAUGGCUGUCAUACAUGUAGAGAUGCUGAUUUAAGAAAAUUUUGCAGUGGUCUCUUAAUUUCUUCCAGAGCUGUAUAUACACUACCGGUCAAGUUUUAGAACACCUACUCAUUCAAGGGUUUUGAUUUAUUUUUACUAUUUUCUACAUUGUAGAAUAAUAGUGAAGACAUCAAAACUAUGAAAUAACACAUGGAAUCAUGUAGUAACCAAAAAAGUGUUAAACAAAUCAAAAUAUUUGAGAUUCUUCAAAUAGCCAUCCUUUGCCUUGAUGACAGCUUUGCUCACUCUUGGCAUUCUCUCAACCAGCUUCAUGAGGUUGUCACCUGGAAUGCAUUUCAAUUAACAGGUGUGGCUUCUUAAAAGUUAAUUUGUGGAAUUUCUUUCCUUAAUGCGUUUGAGCCAAUAAGUUGUGUUGUGACAAGGUAGGGGUGGUAUACAGAAGAUAGCCCUAUUUGGUAAAAGACCAAGUCCAUAUUAUGGCAAGAACUGCUCAAAAAAGCAAAGAGAAACAACAGUCCAUCAUUACUUUAAGACAUGGUCAGUCAAUACGGAACAUUUCAAGAACUUUGAAAGUUUCUUCAUGUGCAGUCGCAAAAACCAUCAAGUGCUAUGAUGAAACUAGCUCUCAUGAGAACCGCCACAGGAAUGGAAGACUCAGUUACCUCUGCUGCAGGGGUUAAGUUCAUUAGAGUUACCAGCCUUAGAAAUUGCAGCCCAAAUAAAUGCUCCACAGAGUUCAAGUAACGGACACAUUUCAACAUCAACUGUUCAGAGGAGACUGUGAAUCAGGCUUUCAUGGUCGAAUUACUGCAAAGAAACCACUACUAAAUUACACCAAUAAGAAGAGACUUGCUUAGGACAAGAAACACGAGCAAUGGACAUUAGACCGGUGGAAGUUUGUCCUUUGGGUGUGUGUGAACGGAUUAUCUCUGCAUGUGUAUUUCCCACCGUAAAGCAUGGAGGAGGAGGUGUUAUGGUGUGGGGGUGCUUUGCUGGUGACACUGUCUGUGAUUUAUUUAUAAUUCAAGGCACACUUAACCAGCAUGGCUACCACAGCAUUCUGCAGCGAUACGCCAUCCCAUCUGGUUUGGGCAUAGUGGGACUAGCAUUUAUUUUCAACAGGACAAUGUCCCAACACACCUCCAGGCUGCGUUAGGGCUAUUUUACCAAGAAGGAGAGUGAUUGAGUGCUGCAUCAGAUGACCUGGCCUCCACAAUCACCUGACCUCAACAGAAUUUAGAUGGUUUGGGAUGAGUUGGACCGCAGAGUGAAGGAAAAGCAGCCAACAAGUACUCGGCAUAUGUGGGAACUCCUUCAAGACUGUUGGAAAAGCAUUCCAGGUGAAGCUGGUUGAGAGAAUGCCAAGAGUGUGCAAAGCUGUCAUCAAGGCAAAGGGUGGCUAUUUGAAGAAUCGCAAAUAUAAAAUAUAUUUUGAUUUGUUUAACACUUUUUUUGCAUACUACAUGUUACUUCAUAGUUUUGAUGUCUUCACUAGUAAAAAUAAAGAAAAACACAUGAAUGAGUAGGUGUGUCAAACUUUUGACUGGUACUGUAUAUAGACAUACAUAUAAAUUAAAUUUAAAGGAAGAGUUAGUAGUCAUUGAGAAAUAUUUAAAGUGAAGACUGCUUCUUUUAACCAUACCUCAGCUUGUAGCAGAUUUGCUCGUGCUUUACGUCAAUCGUGACUGGCACUAACAGUGAAGCACUAAGCACAUGGUCACCACUAGCAGUUCCACCAAGUGUUCACAAGGUGGCACUGCUGAGUUGAACUAAAUCACUUGAGGUAUCAAACUUAUAUAUUUCUAUCUUCCAUUGACAGACUCACUAAGGAGGACCAGGCUGAUUCUAUUGGUCCUCCUCCUCGUGGGAAUCUACGGCCUGUCAAGAACCCCGUUUCUCUCGGGUAAAGGCUCCUUUUCUGAUGCUGGUUUGUUUUCAAUUCAAUUCCUACGCUUGCAUGAAUCCCCCUAUUGUGAUUUUGUGUUGUGCUUCUUCAUCAUACAGAGCAAUGGCUGUAAGGGAUACUGUUUGCCUGAUAAUGCUGAAAAAUCUAUGUUCGAUUAUCAGUCAGCUGUCCGGAAGUAGCUGGAUAAUUUAGUGUUUAGUAGAAAUGUGAUCUUUGGUCAUUAAACAAUGAAUGAUUGAAUAGUAAAUGGUUAUUUCAAAACAUUUGUGUGGAAGAUGAAAGUGGUAUUAACAAAAACAAUAGUUUGUGGCAAAUUAUAGUGUAGCAUAGUUUCCAUGAUGAAUAAAGAUUCCCAGGUGGUGUCAGUGGUCUGACUGAAUUGCUGUGGGUCUGUCCUGUACAGUGAGGUUCCGCACCACGUCAGGCCUGGACUCGCAAGUGGACCCAGUCCAGGUGAAGAGCGUGACGUUUGAGCACGUCAAGGGGGCGGAGGAGGCCAAGAACGAACUGCAGGACGUGGUCGAGUUCCUCAGGAACCCACAGAAGUUUACUGUGCUGGGAGGAAAGCUGCCUAAAGGUAGUGUAUGUUGGUCUGUCUUUCUGUUAAUGUUUAGAAUACACUGUGGACAUUUGGUUAUCUUCUACCAACUCAGUGGCCUUGUGGUUCGUGUCCACCCUAAGAUUGUAAGGUUGUGAGUUCGAACCCCGGCUGAGGCCAAGAACGAACCAAAGACAGCAGCUCAUAACAAAGACCGUAAAAGUGGGACCUGCUUGGCACUCAGCAUUAAGGAGAUAUAUUUUGGGAAAAGGCUUUGCGAUAGACUAGCGUCCUGGCCAGGGGGUGUACCUGUACAUCAAGCUGCCUCACGCUACAGAAACAGGCUCCAGCGCCAGCUCACACAAUCUACUUUCGUACCUCUUAUUUGGUUAUCUAUCUGUAUGGUCCUUCCCUUUACCCAUUGCUUCGUUCUUUCAAUGUAUCCAUGUUGCACUAAUUUGUGUUCUCUCUCGUUCUGUCAGGCAUCCUCCUGAUCGGCCCCCCAGGCACAGGGAAGACUCUCCUGGCUCGUGCUGUAGCCGGGGAGGCUGACGUCCCCUUCUUCUAUGCCUCGGGAUCUGAAUUUGACGAGAUGUUUGUGGGUGUCGGAGCUAGCCGCAUCAGGAACCUCUUCAGUAAGUCCCAGAAAUGAUCUAAGGCUGUGUCAAUACGCUGACUGACCAUCCUUCACCCUGUCACUCAAGAUGAUAGCUGAUUGGUGAAAUGACUUCCACCACAUGACUUUCACCUAUCAAGUCCUUUCUGAUCAGUGUCCACGAACGAGAAGAAUUGCGGAAAGGAAUCUAUCAGGACACCGCCUAAAUCUCUUUCCCUCUGUUUGGUCCGCAGAAGAGGCAAAAGCCAACGCACCUUGUGUUAUCUUUAUUGAUGAGCUUGACAGCGUGGGGGGAAAGAGGAUUGAGUCUCCAAUGCACCCCUACUCCAGACAGACCAUCAACCAGCUACUGGCAGAGAUGGAUGGGUAAGAAGAAUUCAGAAUAUAUAUGUUGCAUCGGAGAAUGUUAUAAAUUAAGCUGGACUUUGAAGUUUCCCUGUUGCUAAUCACAAGGCUUGCAUUGUCCUUAUUCAAUGUGUUGAUACUUUAACAGGUUCAAACCAAAUGAAGGGGUCAUCGUUAUUGGCGCUACAAACUUUGCGGAGGCUUUGGAUAAGUAUGUUUACAGUGUGUAGUAACUGGUCUUUCUAUGGGGUUUUCACCAGCCAGUCGGCGUGGUCCCUUUGUCAGGAUCUAACUGACUGGCUGGCUGCCAAUUCUUAAAGGUUCAACGGGUCGCUUUUACACUGCUGGAUUUCAGCAGCUCAGAGACGCAAAAUCACACAAUAAAUGUGGGUCACAUGGGAAUAAGGCUGGUGCUUAAAGGGAUACUUGGGGAUUUUGGCAAUAAAGCCCAUUAUCUACUUCUCCAUUCAGAUGAACUCAUGAUACCAUUUUUAUGUCUCUGCAUCCAGUAUGAAGGAAGUUAAAGGUAGUUUUGCGAGGCAAUGAAAACAAUUACCAUAGACUUCCAGUCAUUGCGCUAAAGCCAGUUAGCAACUUCCUUUGACGUGCACGCAGAGACAUAAAAUGGUAUCCACGAGUUCUUCAGACUCUGGAGAUAAAGGGCUUCAUUUAUUAUUGCUCCUGUAAGUCGCUCUGGAUAAGAGCGUCUGCUAAAUGACUAAAAUGUAAAUGUAAAUGUAAUUGCUAAAAUCCUGAAGAAUCUCUUUAAAGCGGCAAUCAGCGGUUGAAACAAUAACAAAGCGUUCUCCCCAGCAAGCUUAUAUUUUGGGUUCUGAUGGGGUACGACAGUUGAACUAAACUCAUGAGGCAUGAGUUAUAUUCAUCAAGAAUCAAUGGGUAUGUACAGUACCAGUCAAAAGUUUGGACACAUCUACUCAUUCAAGGGUUUUUCUUUAUUUUUACUAUUUUCUACAUUGUAGAAUAAUAGUGAAGACAUCAAAACUAUGAAAUAAUACAUAUGGAAUCAUGUAGUAACCAAAAAAGUGUCAAACAAAUCAAAAUAUAAUUUACAUUUGAGAUUCUUCAAAUAGCCACCCUUUGCCUUGAUGACAGCUUUGCUCACUCUUGGCAUUCUCUCAACCAGCUUCACCUGGAAUGCUUUUACAACAGUCUUGAAAGAGUUCCCAGAUAUGCCGAGCACUUGUUGGCUGCUUUUCCUUCACUCUGCGGUCCGACUCAUCCGAAACCAUCUCAAUUGGGUUGAGGUCGGUGGAUUGUGGAGGCCAGGUCAUCUGAUGCAGCACUCAAUCACUCUCCUUCUUGGUAAAAUAGCCCUUACACAACCUGGAGGUGUGAUUUGGGUCAUUGUCCUGUUGAAAAACAAAUGAUAGUCCCACUAAGCCCAAACCAGAUGGGAUGGUGUAUCACUGCAGAAUGUUGUGGUAGCCAUGCUUGUUAAGUGUGCCUUGCAUUCUAAAUAAUUCACAGACCGUGUCACCAGCAAAGCACUCCCAUACCAUAACACCUCCUCCUCCAUGCUUUACGGUGGGAACUACACAUGCGGAGAUCAUCCGUUCACCCACACCGCGUCUCAUAAAGACAUGGCGGUUGGAACCAAAAAUCUCACAUUUGGACUCUAGACCAAAGGACAGAUUUCCACCGGUCUAAUGUCCAUUGCUCAUGUUUCUUGGCCAAGCAGGUCUCUUCUUCUUAUUUGUGUCCUUUAGUAGUGGUUUCUUUGCAGCAAUUCGACCACGAAGGCCUGAUUCACACAGUCCCCUCUGAACAGUUGAUGUUGUGAUGUGUCUGUGACUUGAACUCUGUGACGCAUUUAUUUGGGCUGCAAUUUCUGAGGCUGGUAACUCUAAUGAACUUCUCCUCUGCUGCAGAGAUAACUCUGGGUCUUCCAUUCCUGUGGGGGUCCUCAUGAGAGCCAGUUUCAUCAUAGCGCUUGAUGGUUUUUUAAGAAACUUUCAACGUUUUUGAAAUGUUCCUUAUUGACUGACGUUCAUAUCUUAAAGUAAUGAUGGACUGUCAUUUCUCUUUGCUUACUUGAGCAGUUCUUGCCAUAAUAUGGACUUGGUCUUUUACCAAAUAGGGCUAUCUUCUGGGUUUUAAUUUUAUUAUUUUCUACAUUGUAGAAUAACAGUGAAGAGGGGGGCUAACUUUUAACAAGGCACACCUGUUAAUUGAAAUGCAUUCCAGGUGACUAACUUAUUAAGCUGGUUGAGAGAAUGCCAAGAGUGUGCAAAGCUGUCAUCAAGGCAAAGGGUGGCUAUUUGAAGAAUCUCAAAUAUAAGAUAUAUUUUGAUUUGUUUAACACUUUUUUUGGUUACUACAUGAUUCCAUAUGUAGUAAGAAAAACCCUUGAAUGAGUAGGUGUGUCCAAACUUUUGACUGGUAGUGUAUAAUUAAUGAGUCUGAAAAUGGAUGUAGCAACUGCUGAUUGCCGCUUUAACUGGAGCAAAUUGUACAGUGGGAACUACACUUCCCAUGUGCCCAGAGAUCAGAUGCUGCCUUUGGCCAUCAUCCUCCUCGAUGUGAAAGAUGUCCUUGGUGAGUUUACUGGGAAAGUCGCCCUCAAAGUUCUCUCCUUGAGAGCUCGUCAUGGGGCUGGCAAAAAGCUGUAUAAAUGGAACAAAUCCAUUAUGAAAGGGGUCAAAUAUGGAUCCGCUCUUAGUGCUCUAUUCAAUCCGCAUCGCAGAAGUUCAGCUUUACAGUGUGAUUGAAAUUGAAAGGCAAUGUUCCCGCUUUAGCGGUAACUGCGUUCACGGUAAAGGCUGCAUAUGUCGGCUCAAUCGAAAAUUACCUUUACAUUUAUAUAGCGGAAUCUGUAACGCUUCAGCUUUACAGAUUGAAUAGAGCCCUUAAGCUUGCUCUAUAUACAGAGAAGCUUUUCAUUUGAUUUUAGAAUGCAUUUGUCAUUGACACACUUGAGAUUGGAGAAGUUGCUUUGUUCUAAAUGUAUACAACAUGUCAGCAAUGGAAUCAUUAACCCAUUACUCUCCUGUGUUUUUUUAUUUUUAGUGCGCUGGUAAGGCCGGGGAGGUUUGACAUGCAGGUGACUGUCCCUCGGCCUGACGUGAAAGGGCGCACGGAGAUCCUCAACUGGUACCUGCAGAAGAUCAAAGUGGAUCCUAGUAUGUUUCAAAUGGGUUGCUUAGACCAGUGGUUUUUUCCAUACCUCUCCUCGGGGACCCCCAGAUGUUUCACAGUUUUGUUGUAGCCCUGAACUAGCUCACCUGAUUCACCUAGUCAAGGUCUUGAUGAUUAGUUGACAAGUUGAAUCCGGUGUGCUAGCUGUGGAAUAGUUAAAAUACAUGGAGUGGCUGGGGGUCCCGGAGGAGAGGUUUCAAAACCCCUGACUUAAACAGUAUAUCAGCUGACUAAUGUAUUGUAGCCAUGUUAAACCUAGCAACCUCAUCGAGCGGUUCCGAUCACUUGGUGUCACGGCUACCCCCAUGAAUUCCUGCAUGAAAGAGCCCACUGUUUUUGACUGAUAUUAGCCUCUUUUUGUCUCAUUGUUUGUUCAGAUGUGAACGCAGAGAUCAUUGCCAGGGGGACGGUGGGCUUCACUGGGGCGGAGCUGGAGAACCUGGUGAACCAGGCGGCCCUGAAGGCAGCGGUGGACGGCCUGGACCUGGUCACCAUGAAGGAACUGGAGUUCUCCAAGGACAAGAUCCUCAUGGGUGGGUAGUAACACAUGCACAUAGAAACACACACACAUACACUGCCAUGUGAGAGCGCUUAAUGUUAGAGACAUUCUAAUCUAGACAGUAAGAAUGUCAGGUCAAUGAACGUCUGGUCAGUAUCCCCCUCGUUCUCUAGGACAGAUCUUUUCUCAGGAAUAGGUGGACUUUGCUUCAGUUUGUUCCAUACUGUUAUAGGACCUACAGUUUGAUAACUGUAAUGCGUUUUGUUAGGAUUAGGAGCAGUCCUAUCUUUCUGUUUGGAAUUCAAUUAAACAUGCAGGAGUAAACCUGCACCGCAGUAAUGUGAAUAAUGUUGAGUGUUUGAAUUAAUCAAAAUUGGACUCUUAAUCUAUUAAUGAUGGACUAAAUUCUUUUCUCUCUGUAUACUGAAGGUCCUGAGCGCAAGAGUGUGGAAAUCGAUAAGAAGAACAAGCAAAUCACAGCCUACCACGAGUCAGGCCACGCCAUUGUGGCGUAUUACACCAAAGAUGCCAUGCCCAUCAACAAGGCCACCAUCAUGCCCCGAGGACCCACUCUCGGCCAUGUGAGUAGUACUGAGCAUUGUAUUUUGAUUAGCCAAAAGUGUUUGAAGCCGUGGUAUAUCUUCAUGAAACUUCUCUGAUUAGCAAUGCCAUUGACAAAAUAACAACUACAUGUAAGAUCAUUAGAACAAUUUGUAUUGUUAAUUUGAUACAUUUCAUGCAUGUUUCCAAUUGCAAAGCUAAACCAUAUUUUUAAAUACAAGGAUCUCAGAAUGUGCUCCAAUAUACAGUAAAAUACCUUGCAGAAUAGGUGCAUUGUCCCUCUACUGUUACUUAGCCAUGGGGUUCCCAAACUUUUUCACUUGGGGCAUUGAGGAACACCCCGCGCGCACGCACGCCAUGGAUAUUUCUAUGGGCACAAGCACUGUUCAUGGCACAAACGUUUCACACCCCUCUUGUUGGUGGAGAGAAUCUUUCAGGUUUACAUUUUAUUUCCUGCAGUUAUACACAUUUUGUCAUGGGGUGCAAAGAAAAUGUUGCACUUUUAAAGCUAAUUUUCUUGCAAUUCUGUAGGUUUUGCCAUGUCUGUGUAUUUGAUAUUUGAGUGACAAAUAAAUCAACUAUCUAUGGGCUAAAAAAACUUAAUAAAAAUUUUUUUAUUACUUAGCUGACAUGGGCUAGUUGAUCUGGACAUGAGGAACUGAUGAUUCCCUAUCCAAUUUCGAAAUUGCACCUUGUGCAUUCUACAACUUUCAAGACUAAGUUUAAAGCCGGACUGAUUUCCUUAAAUUUUAAAAAAAAAAACAUUAUUUUUUAAGUGGGGGCACAGUUUGGGAACCACUGACUUAGCUCCCCUCUUAGCGCUGUUGUCCUGGACUUCCUCAAAGAAGUUGGCUUCUGUUAAAUAUUCGAAUGUUGGCAGCCCUGUUUGCAGCUCCAGGGGGCUUCCGGGCCUGCCUUAAAACAAUUCAAGGGGAACAGAGAAGUACUAUUAAGCAAUGGUUUACCUAAGAUGGUCUGUCUCUAAAUCUAAUUUGUCGUUAUCUGUCUGUUCAGGUGUCCAUGCUCCCAGAGAAUGACCGAUGGAGUGAGACGCGUGCUCAGCUCCUGGCCCAGAUGGACGUCAGCAUGGGUGGCCGCGUGGCCGAGGAACUCAUCUUCGGCGACGAUUACAUCACAACCGGUGAGGAAAAGCCUAGUUUGGUUAGGGUUUAAUAUAUAAUAUAUGCCAUUUAGCAGACUCUUUGUUCCAAAGUGACUUGUAGUCAUGCGUGCAUACAUUUUACGUACAGGGGGGUCCCGGGAAUUGAACCCACUAUCCUGCCGUUGCAACCGCUAUGUUCUACCAACUGAUCUACAGUAUAGAGCAGUUCUUAAAUGUAUUGCUGAGUCUGCUAUGAAAAUACCAUUUGCAUGAUCAAUAUUUAUCUGAUUCAAGCCAUUUUUUAAAUUUGCUAUCUCAUCCUUACUCUUGUAUUGUGGUGCCACUGUUUUCCAGGAGCAUCAAGUGACUUCGACGGGGCAACUAAAAUAGCCAAGAUGAUGGUGACCAGGUUCGGAAUGAGUGACAAGGUAAGAGAUUAUACCUCAUGCACAUAAAAUGGUGGAUUGAAGACAGUUAUUGAAUACACAAAUUGUUCAUAACUGCCCUUUAUUCUAGUAGUCUGCAUAUUAGAUAAUGCAUUUAAUUUCGCAUCACCAAAGGCCUAUUCACCUAAGGCCCAUAUCUGUAAACCAAGAAUGCAGCAUUUGCCUUUGUGCAGAAAUGCCUUUCUCAGGCUUUGCACAUGAUUGGAGUGUUCUCUCAGCGAUGUGGCUGGUGUGUAUGUGCCCACACAUUCCAGACUUUCAUCCUAAUCCUUUCCUCAGCCCUGUUCCGACUCAACACUGAGAGAUUUACUCUACUACUCACCUCGUAUCCACAGUCCGUAGGUCUACUGAGGUUGUGUAGCUCAAACAGCCCAAUUCUUGGUAGAAAUGUAAUUCUGAAGCACAUAAGGGAGAUCCAUUUCAUAAGAGGGACAGACUUGGUUUUUGUUGAUCGCCUACAUCUUCUCCGGUCAUUGAUAUCACUCUCCUCCAACUGUUUAACUCUUUUGUUCCAAUCAUAUACUUAACCUGCCCUGCCAACCAUGAAAUUAGGUAUGUAUUUACUGUGCCACAGACCUGGCAACCCAUGCCGCCCUCCACUGUCCACAGCUGUUGCAUAAGUGGUUGUUUUUACAUUAUACUUUUUUGUCAUUUAGCAGACUCUCUUAUCCAGAGCGACUUAGUUAGUGCAUUCAUCUUAAGGCAGCUAGGUGAGACAACCACAUGUCAAAGUAAGCACAUUUUCCCCCAAUAAAGAUACUAUCAGCAAAGUCCAUGCUAGUAAGAAAAGGAAAGUGCAAGAAAGUCAAGGAUGUUCUUUUUUUUGCCCCUAACCUAAGACUAAACUUAAUUGUUUCAGCUUGGUGUCAUGACCUAUGCUGACCUGACUAAACAGAGCCCUGAGACUCAGGCUGCCAUCGAACAGGAAGUGAGGGUCCUGCUCAAGGUAAGCUUCCCAAUCUUACCCCACUGCACAUGUAAGACCACAUUUUAAAUCCUAUUUUAGUUAUUGAUCAUAUUUACCAACCAAUAAUCAUUCCACUUUCUAAAGAAUAGUUUUCAAUAUUCACUCUUUCUUAUGAAAAGUGACAUUUUAUAGGCUGCUCAGAUUUUCUAUCACAUUCAAUGAUCAUUCUCUAUCCUAUUCAGGACUCAUAUGAGCGAGCCAAAAACCUCUUGAAGACAUACAGUGACAAGCACAAGACGCUGGCCGAGGCUCUGCUAACGUACGAAACGCUGGACGCCAAAGAGAUCAAGCUGGUCCUAGAGGGCAAGUCCCUGGACCCUAGAUGACUCUGUGGGCAAUGCCGUGUCAGAGACAGUUAGACAUCAGGGUUGGGUUUAAUUCCAUUUAAAUUCUAGUUAAUUCACAAAGUAAACCAAAUUCUAAUUCCAAAUGUUUUAUCAAUGAAAAGCAUUAACGAGAAUUAGAAUUUCAGUGUACUUCCUGAAU